This is a messenger RNA of Chroicocephalus ridibundus (black-headed gull), 1022 nucleotides long. It is a transcript of the gene LSM6, whose product is annotated as LSM6 homolog, U6 small nuclear RNA and mRNA degradation associated. The coding region runs from base 563 to 805 and encodes 80 amino acids. Lineage: Eukaryota; Metazoa; Chordata; Aves; Charadriiformes; Laridae. Gene Ontology annotation, biological process: mRNA splicing, via spliceosome; maturation of SSU-rRNA. Gene Ontology annotation, cellular component: sno(s)RNA-containing ribonucleoprotein complex; U4/U6 x U5 tri-snRNP complex; P-body. Gene Ontology annotation, molecular function: RNA binding. The record is from RefSeq and is a predicted model, not a curated record. The transcript is spliced from 4 exons.
UCACGGGCCUCCGGCGAGGGAAGGUGUGGGGGAGGCCCCUGAGGGGUGUGUGUACCCCCCGCCGCCGCGUGCGUGGCCGUUACUGGUGGCCACUGCAGCCGUUGGUUCUGCCGUUUUAAUCUUCGUGAGGGCGGGCGAGCUGCCCGGCGGUUCAAAACGCCGUUGUUUUUCCAGGAAAGGUUGGGAUAUAUAAAGCGGCGACGGCAGCCGCGGGGCUGUGAGGUGUGUGUGGAAUCAUGGAAUGGUUCGGGUUGGAAGGGAUCUUAAAGAUCAUCUGGUUCCAACCCCCCUGCCCUGCGCAGGGACACCUCCCACUAGACCAGGCUGCUCAAAGCCCCAUCCAGCCUGGCCUUGAACACCUCCAGGGAUGGGGCAUCCACAGCUUCUCUGGGCAACCUGUGCCAGUGUCUCACCACCCUCACAGUAAAUAAUUUUUUCCUCAUAAAUUUGUGAGCUGAGAUCAAAAAUCCUUCUCUUGCUGCUCCUGCAGCACAGGCUCCUGUGUACAGAGCGUGCAUUGGCUUCUCCCUCCAUCCCCUAAAGCUUACCGGAGAAGAUCAAGAUGAGUCUACGGAAGCAAACCCCUAGUGACUUCCUAAAGCAAAUCAUUGGAAGGCCAGUUGUUGUAAAAUUAAAUUCUGGAGUAGAUUAUCGAGGUGUCCUGGCUUGCCUGGAUGGGUACAUGAAUAUAGCUCUGGAACAGACUGAAGAAUACGUAAAUGGACAAUUAAAGAACAAGUACGGGGACGCAUUUAUCCGAGGAAAUAAUGUGUUGUACAUAAGCACCCAGAAGAGGAGGAUGUGAAGAUGCCAGAAGGACGCUGUUUUGUAUUUGUGAAGCUCUUCAAAGUGAUGAGCCCUAUUUGAUUUGUAGUUGUUAAUCCACAGGUGAAAUACACAAGUGUUUAAAUAUUUUUUUUAAAUAAAUGUAAAUUAGUGUAAACUUGCUGAAUGUUUUUGUUUCAAAGCAUUGCUUUGUUCCACUGUACAGAAAAAAAAUAAAAGAGAAGCAUGUAACAGUG